Aspergillus niger is the source of this 642-nucleotide messenger RNA. RefSeq lists its product as hypothetical. The coding region runs from base 1 to 642 and encodes 213 amino acids. The record is from RefSeq and is a predicted model, not a curated record. Lineage: Eukaryota; Fungi; Ascomycota; Eurotiomycetes; Eurotiales; Aspergillaceae. The transcript has 3 exons.
AUGAGUACUAUCAUCAGUGGUUCCAUUCCCCUUGGCACUGCUUCUUGUGUGUUGAAAGACGUCGACACAGCGAUAACAGUCUCAAACACCACUCGGUUGCUUCCAACCUUUUUCUUUUUCAUCGUGGUUGGACCUCCGGACACGCAAAACGAAGUUGCCAAUCGCGGCAGAGCCCCUGCUCACUCCACAGAUUUUCCGUCUAAAUCCAAAGGGAGAGACUAUUCUACCUCCAUUUUGUUCAAGCUAAGACAAAAGCCAACGCUAAUUGCCCUGGAACCUCUGCAACCACUGUUUUGUCCUACACCAGGGGACAUGAAACGUGGUCCAAGAUGUGAUUACCUGAACCUCUCCGAUGUACAUUCAUCGGAGAGUAACGAAGUACCACUGCUUGAGACGUAUAGAGCCGGGUUAGAAUACACAUUCGUGCACCGCAGACCACAAUUCCUCGAGAAUGACAAUGAAGAUGGGUAUUGCAACAUAUUUGAUAAGCUGACUACGCAUAACGUAUCAGAAUGUCAUCAAGCCGAUAUUGAAGGAUGCCUUUUUAGUGGAAGAGUUCAAUAUCACGAGGAUGUUGAAGAAGUCGUCAUUCUUGCCAAUCAAGAGCCUCCAUACACUAUCCUAGUUCAUCCAGGGAAUUGA